This is a messenger RNA of Branchiostoma floridae (Florida lancelet), 975 nucleotides long. RefSeq lists its product as uncharacterized. The record is from RefSeq and is a predicted model, not a curated record. The transcript has 4 exons. The coding region runs from base 133 to 492 and encodes 119 amino acids. Lineage: Eukaryota; Metazoa; Chordata; Leptocardii; Amphioxiformes; Branchiostomatidae.
ACCACACCUAAAAAGGUCACGCAGACAAUCUAAAAGUCUCUAUCUCACUUGACGAGUCGCACACUUGAGAGCGAGACACAGCAGUGAACGAGUUGAUCAUAUUUUGGAAGAGUUGAAGACAGAAAAUACGACAUGCAGAGUACCGGUCAGCAAACUAUGGGUGGCUAUGGAGAUACAGUGUCCUUCAGCGAAGCUACUAGAGCCCAUGCCGCUUGUCAAGUGUUCCGUGGUCAGGCUGAAGAACGUGCCAACAAUGGCAAGCCCUUUCCCCAAUACACCCCUCUCACCUACCAGGCACAGGUGGUUGCUGGGAUGAACUACAAGAUUCGGGUUGAUGUUUCUGGACCACCGCCGGAGUGGCCGAAAGAAGCCGGUAUCCAUGGUAUCGGGCCGGUGAUGACGAAGAGCGUCCUUGAGAUGACGGUGUACUGGGGACUGGGGACAGCAACUCCUGAGCUGAAGGAUGCCAAGAUGCUGCUCGAGCCUUUAUAGAAUGCCGAUCUUCAAUCAUCGUAGCACAUAUUGAGCAAAUUGCCAUCGGCCGCAAAGCUUCUGAUAUAAUGCCAAUCCUAUUCUCGAUACUUUUGGUAAUGUUUACUUUCAGUAAAAUGCAAAUAUUCAUACAGCACUUGACCGCUAGAAGUAAGGUGUAUACAUUGAGCAUUGGAAGCCAACUUGUUGCAGAUAUCACUAUUGCAUAAGAGGUUUAUAAAGUUAAAAUUGACACCAAGCACAAUGUAUUAGCAUUCCAUGUUGUAUCCUUUUGCAUGUUAAAAUGGUUCUAUGUUGAAUAUCCAUUAGAGAGAUGUGGAUAUAUUUCAAAGAUCAAAGCUAGGGCUGCUCAUAUGCUGCAAAACACAUGGCUAAGAUUUUCUACCAGGACCAUGUCAAUGAUGUUUACUACGUUUUACAAUAAUCCAAUGUCUUCCUUGAUUUUAUAAAUGCGAUGCUUUAAUAAAGAUGGGAGAAAAUGUA